CUCCAGCAUGCUGCCCCCUCCUGCUCCUCAUUUAAUAUGAUCUUGAACUACUCGUCAUUUAAUUUAUAAUGAUACACGUAGAGCUCACUCUCUCUCCCUCUCUUUGUCUCCCCCCUCCUCUUUCCUUCUCUAGUUUCUGCUCCUCUCUCCGCCACCUGUUAGUUAGUCUGCCUCUCCUCUUCGCACUGGGAUCCCCUCUUUUUCUAUGAGGAGUUUCACACUUGCGCUAUCACUGAGCCCUAUGACUGUGCGAAAAGGAAAACGUUUAGGCAUCUCCAUCCAGGAGCACAUGGCCAUCGACGUAUGCCCGGGCCCCAUCCGCCCCAUCCGUCAAAUCUCUGCCUACUUCCCCCGCCUGUCACCCACUUCCUCUUUCUCCGAGCCACUCUCGCCCAAUCAGGUAGCUGCUCCCACCGCCCUCAGCCCUAGCAGCGCGGGCCAAGGUGGGGGAGCCACCGGAGAAGGAGGAAGGAGCAGCCUGUUGUUACCAGGGGCGGCAGGGGGAGGGGGCUCACUGUCAGCCAUGAGCAGCAUGGACACCUCCAUCGAGAUUGACAGCUGUGACAGCGAUGAUAACACCUCCUUGGGGACGUUAGAGUUUGACCUACUGUAUGAGAGAGCCACCAGCUCCUUACACUGCACAGUCCUGAGAGCAAAGGGUCUGAAGCCAAUGGAUUUCAAUGGUUUGGCUGAUCCUUAUGUCAAGCUGCACCUGCUGCCGGGAGCUUGCAAGGCCAAUAAACUGAAAACCAAGACCGUUCGCAACACGCUGAACCCUGUGUGGAAUGAGACACUCACCUACUGUGGAAUCACCGAGGAAGAUAUGUACCGCAAAACACUCCGGGUGUCCGUGUGCGACGAAGACAAACUGACACAUAAUGAGUUCAUCGGGGAGUCGCGGGUGGCCCUGCGCCGCGUGAAGCCUGACCAGUCCAAACACUUUAACAUCUGUCUGGAGCAUCCACCUCCUCUGCCUUCACCGACUGCGAUGAGCACAGCCCUGAGAGGAAUCUCCUGCUACCUGAGAGAGUGGGAGACUGAGCAGCAGAGAAGUCUAGAGGAGAGAGGCCGUUUGCUGCUCUGCCUGCAGUACUUUCCUCCAGCCAGUGACAGCAAUGUGAAGGGCGAGGCCAAGGAGAGGGCUCGUGGCGGGCUGUGUGUAGGCGUGAAACGCUGCGCCCACCUGGCAGCCAUGGACGUCAACGGCUACUCAGACCCCUAUGUUAAAACGUAUCUCAAGCCAGAUGUCCAGAAGAAGUCCAAGCACAAAACAGCGGUGAUAAAAAAGACACUCAACCCGGAGUUUAAUGAGGAGUUCUUCUAUGAAAUCACCUUUUCAGAAUUAGCCACCAAGACGCUGGAGGUCACUGUGUGGGACUAUGACCUGGGAAAGUCCAAUGACUUCAUAGGCGGUGUGUCCUUAGGGUGUCACUCACAGGGAGAAACUCUGCAGCACUGGAUAGACUGUCUAAAGAAUAAGGGCAAGAAGGUGGAGCGCUGGCACACGCUAACCAACGAGCUGCCUGGAUCCACACUGCAGGAAUGAACUGAUCUUUUUCCACUGUACACUGUACUGGAGAGACUGCCUGACGAGAGACGUUUCAUUGCAUGCUCUGAGGAUUUUCUGCAUGAAGGAUUCAAAUCCUACUUACUUUGUGUCAUCAAGUCAAGUGUAAUUCUUAACAACAUACCCAAAGGGGGGUUACACUCAAGAGAUCAAUACUCUAAUCUCAGCUCUAAAUAGAGCUGAUGCAAAUCUGGGAAACUUUCCCCCUCACAAAGCUAACAGCAUGAGAAUUUUCAUAAUCAUAAUUAUUGGGAUCCAUGUUUCUUUUGUGGCUGCUCCAAACUAGUCAGAUCCCAAUCAACAAGAUCAAUUGAAAUCAUGAAAGAAAAUAUAAUGAGGGAGAAAGCUGAAGUAGUCUGUGGUUCAACUCUCAUGUCAGGUGUACUUGCUCUCAUUACAUUCAGCCUGUUGUUUUUAUGAACUGCUGACACAGACAUGUCACACAGCGCACAUACCUCUCCCUUGCAAUAAUGUUUUGCCUAAUGCUUCCGAAGACCUCCACAGGGUCUUGAGACUGUCAGACAUUUUGCAUCUAUUGAUCUGAUUGCCAUCAGUUUGACAAUUGGUUCUUCCAUUUUGAUGUGAUGAUAGUGUCAGUUAUUUGCAUGUUUGGUGUUGAUGGAUCAAACUACAAGAAAUAUGUGCCAGGCACUGCAGCAGGAUGUUCAUCAUUGUGUUGCUCCCAAUCCUCCUGAGAUGUGUUGCUCUGAUUUACUGAAGAGAUGUUUUUAUUUAAUUCAAGGGUAACCGUUUUUUGUUGUUGUUGUUUUUUUUUUUUUUUAACGUUGUCAGCUGUUUAAUGUGUCAGCUCUAAUAUCACAGUGUCAGAUUCUUGUCGGUGACACGUUGAUGAUGUUGACCUAAUUUUACUUCACAAUUACUGAUUUUUAUGGAGAAGAAGAGUGGUGUAAUUAACAGAGAGGUUUCAGAGCUUAGCGGUUUAUGGAGAGCUGUGCAUGGUCGUGCUGUACUCUGACGCACCGUGAAUAAAAUCCUCAGCCUGUGUUUGAUAUCUAAACUACAAAUAUGAAUGGUGUAUAGAGCUCAGCGUUGUCUGGUAACUCUCCACGUCUGCUGCUUCAUGGAUGGCACUGACCAAGCUGCAGGCUCCAUCUCAGUCUUAUGUGGUUCGAGAGGCAUGCUGAAAUUACCAGUGGUGUUCAUAUGUAAAUAUAAAUUGUGUUUCACUUG
Messenger RNA from Etheostoma spectabile (orangethroat darter), 2758 nucleotides. Its product is annotated as double C2-like domain-containing protein alpha. The record is from RefSeq and is a predicted model, not a curated record. The coding region runs from base 206 to 1546 and encodes 446 amino acids. The transcript has 11 exons. Gene Ontology annotation, cellular component: membrane; extrinsic component of synaptic vesicle membrane; synapse. Lineage: Eukaryota; Metazoa; Chordata; Actinopteri; Perciformes; Percidae. Gene Ontology annotation, biological process: regulation of calcium ion-dependent exocytosis; spontaneous neurotransmitter secretion; exocytosis.